GCAAGAUACUUUAAAAACUAUUUCUCAUUUUAUAUAAUGUAUUUGGCUGUCAUGGGCCAAGAGAUUUCAUACUGUAAUUUUACCUAUUACGUGAAAAAACGUAUUAUUGGUCUAAACUCUGCAAUACAACAAGAGAUCAACAGGAAGCCUGAUGUAUUUCUGCAAAAAAUGGAUGUUAAAAAAACUCCUGAUUCUAAAUUGCUGAUAGGGGUUGAAGGAGAUGUCUUGGAGAAUUAUAUAUUCACAGGAAAAACCUACUCUACUAUUAAUGAGCUCACGCCUCAAAAAAUUAGCACUUUCAUCAGGGUACAUGCAGAAAUAUAUAAUUCUGUCAACUACAUCAAUGAUUGUUUUGGAUAUCCUCUCUUGUUUAUAAUGACCAGCUGUCUUAUGCAUCUCGUCAUAUUACCAUUUAUGUUCAUUACUGGAAAUAAUUAUAGGCCUCUCUUUAUAUGCCUCCAAAUUCUUUGGAUUUCUGUUAACAUUGGAAGGCUGUUUAUCAUCGUAGAACCAACUCACAGAUGUCUAGAAGAGUAUGAGAAGACGAACCCAUUGGUUGUGCGCCUGUUGAGCAAAGUUGAGAAUAAAGAGGUCAAACAAAAGCUUGAGAUUUUAGCUUUACAAGGCCAGCUGUGUAUAUUGAAUUUCAAUUCAUGUGGAAUUGUCACUAUAAGAAGGCCUAUUCUUGCUUCACAUGCAAAGACCAAGUUCUUGAUUAUUCAACUGAUGAAACAAGCCAAAGAUGGACAGUUGAGAAAACAGGUAAAACUUUUGAUUCAGUUGAUAAUGUUCGAAAGUCACAUACAGGUGGUUCACAUCAACGGGUCACUGGAUUUUGUGGCUUAUCCUUCGAGCAAUAUUAAAAAGUGA
This is a messenger RNA of Harmonia axyridis, 870 nucleotides long. Its product is annotated as gustatory receptor for sugar taste 43a-like. Bases 37 to 870 code for a protein of 277 amino acids. Gene Ontology annotation, biological process: sensory perception of taste. The transcript has 6 exons. Lineage: Eukaryota; Metazoa; Arthropoda; Insecta; Coleoptera; Coccinellidae. Gene Ontology annotation, cellular component: membrane. The record is from RefSeq and is a predicted model, not a curated record.